This is a messenger RNA of Prunus dulcis (almond), 5167 nucleotides long. RefSeq lists its product as uncharacterized. Gene Ontology annotation, cellular component: membrane; cytoplasm; microtubule. Gene Ontology annotation, molecular function: GTP binding; microtubule binding; GTPase activity. The transcript has 7 exons. The coding region runs from base 1 to 4935 and encodes 1644 amino acids. NCBI's taxonomy places the organism in Eukaryota, Viridiplantae, Streptophyta, Magnoliopsida, Rosales, Rosaceae. The record is from RefSeq and is a predicted model, not a curated record.
AUGGGUAAGGAACCCAUUUGUGGUUCCAAGAUCUCGGUUUUGCUGGCCCUUCCUCAUAGAGGUGAAGAGCCGCUUGCUUUUCUCUCGACCUUUCCUAUGCAAGCUGCCAGGACAAUGGAAGGGAAAGGAGCUGUGCUUUACUCGAUGGGUAUCUGUGACCUUAUUAGCUUUGACAUGGCAGCCAUCCUUCCACCAAUUAUGCUGGACCACCUCUACUCUGUGGAUGAUGGUCUCAAACCAGGAGGCCCCCUUCUGUUUCCCGAAGAUGCCCGUGAAACGGCUGUUGUCGGUAAUGAGCCAGCACCUGACUCUGCCCCUGUGAUCGAGCCUGCCUCCAUUUCUAGGUGCUGCAUCGAGAAGGGCCUGUUUCCAGCAGUUCCGCUAUUUUUCCAAUUUCCUUGUAGCAUCAGCAAGGGAUGGUCCGAAUGGGUUGACCGCGAGCUGCGGGAUCCCUCCACAUGCGACAUUUUGCGCAGAGCACAGGUCUUGGAUGCUAUCUUUCUCUCCAAGCUGUGGGACAUUCACAUCGAAGCAAAGAUGCUUCGCCACGUGGUGCGGAGGUGGAGUGCUGCAACCCAUACCUUCAUAUGUCCAUGGGGAGAAUUUACUCCUACCUUAGAAGAUGUAGCAAAUAUUUCCCGUCUUCCGAUUUGCGGCGACCAAAACCCCUUCAACAUUGCCCUUACUCCGGAAGAAGUAGACAAGCUCGCAGUUUUACAGAGAGGCGCCCCCACUUCUCCCAGCACCUCAUUACGGUUCAGUAACUGGAUACAACAUUUUGGUGAUGCAAACAGACAAGGCUCUCAUCGAUUGGCUGCAUUCAUAGCAUUAUGGCUUGGGCGGUUCGUACUUUGUGAUUUUUCUCAAGAUUGCCUGCAUGAGCGUGUGUUUCCCUUGGCUUUGGCUAUAGCUCGGGGUGAUACAAUCCCUUUAGCCCCCAUGUUCUUGGGUCAUCUAUACCGACUGCUUGAUCGGACCCAGCUCUUAGAGAAGAACGCGUCCGGAACCAUGGGUGUGGAGACCCUUUUGAAUUCUGGUUUUCUGCAGGUGUUUCUAUGGGAGCAUCUCAAAGGGCUGGACGUAUAUUCACUCCCGCACUCACAUGCCCUGAAAUUGGCUGACUGGGGCAAUGGUUCCUUUAUGCCCGACAAUCUGCCCUUGGUUUGCAGAUGGUUCAAAAGGAUGCAGCGGAAAGGCCAAGACUUCUUAUCGCUGAUGGACAAUAUCGAGAAUUUCAUUUUCCGCCCUUACGGCACCUCAGCAGAGACCUUCACCUUCGUGCCUUUUUAUGCUGAUGUCAAUGAUACCAUUGAAGUUCCAGCAGCAGUAUCGAAUGGUGGCCAAUUCAGAAAGUAUACCUUGUUGAACAUUGCCCCCAUCCCAUUACCUACUCUUGGAGACAGCCGUUCAGAGAUUUCGGUAUCCUAUUCGCCGCAUCGAGUUAGGCGACAGUUUGGACUUGAUCAAGGAGUACCGAGUAAUCCUAAUUAUGAUGAUCCUUUCGCGCUGCACAGCAUUUUCUGGGGCAAUGGCCACAUACCAAACAGUUGCAGGCCUCUUGUUCUAGCCAGCAAGGGGAGAAUUGGUGGCUUCUCACGAGGUUACCAAUCCUACUGGAACCGCUGCCUCGCUUCUUUCCGUGAGUUCCAAUCCUUUCCUGGGGAUAGACUGCCCCCCACAACCGCGCGCCUCGCAGGCUUAAUCACGGAGGAGAAAGCCAUCCCUCUGAGCCAAAAACGCAACCUCCCUUUUACUUCUAAGAGUGGUGACAUCGUUGGGGGAUUCUCCAAAGUGAAGCCAAAAUCGGGAACACCAAGUCCUCGCAGUUCCGGGAAAGUCGCAGCACCAACAUCCAGCGAAGGGAAGCAGGUGGAAAAACAAAGUGCAGGGAAGAAGCAAGCUGCUGGCAAGCCUAGAAAGUUUAUCCCGAAAGUUGCACCAAGUGGUCCACCCCGAACCAGAGAGGCUACUCCUCCGACACAUUCGCGCCCUGCGAGGCCCACCGCCUCUGAGAGCCGGAGUCGUACUGACAGGGUGCUGGAAACGCCCCCUCUUCGCAGGAAGAUGGGUACUACACCAAAGAGGAAGAGAAGUAGCACACCCUCCGCGUCUCCACAAGCAGCUUCGAAACGUCGCAGCAUGCGUGUUUUGCAGGCAAGAUUUUCCGGAGCUCGCGCAAGCGGCAGUGGGGCUUCCGGGACCAGAACAGUGGUGAUGAUUGAUGAUGACAGCGAUACUGCUGAGUCGGAGGCUAGUACUCCAGAGCAAGAGAAUAUUGAUGCCGUGAGUGACAUGCGUGAGGAUUCUGACAGGGAAGGCCACAAUGACCGGGACGACGGUGGGUCCGCGUAUUUUGACGACCGUCAAGGGGAACAAGGUGGCCUGGUUCCUCUUAGCGGCCCUGCUGGUAGCAGCAUGCACCCUGUCAGUGUUGAGCAGGCCAUGGACGUUACUCAGGAGAUGGCAAUUGUGCCUGCGGCGCCCUCUUCCUCCGAUACAUUUGACGCACUGAUCGAGGCAGCCCUUGCAGAGUCCCCUUUGCCGACAAGUCUACGAGACGAGAUUCCUGUACCUCGAGUCACCCUGCCUUCUAUCUUCCAGCACUUCCUUCGAAGAGACCUCGAGCCUACAAUUCCUCCAGCCUUUCCAGCAGCUCUCCGGAGCAACACUUUUGCCUUCCAUGGGGCGUUGCCUACUCCAUCCCACAUUCAGCCAAUCCUUCGAGCACCAGAGCCUUGCCCCUUAGCACUCCUUCCAGCACCUUCACCUAACGACACAGGUGUUACCGGAGGUGUCCAGGCCAGCAUUACUGUCGCUAAGCAUGCUUCCUUUAGCGCGUCUUGGUCGGAAUGGGAGAAUUCCUUCACCACAUUCAUGGCCUUUUUCGAUGGGGGUGCCCAGAUUCUUCGCUCUGCAGAUGAGCUCCUGCCACUUUGCCAUCAAUUUAACGGCUAUGCACCCUUUCGGGGGGCUUUUGUUUAUCCUGAAACAGUGGCGGUUUUAAGAAGAUUCAUGGACAACUACAAUGAGAGAAUCCACCCCAUGCUUGAUGCCAUUGACAAGCUCCGCAACCUCAUGGUUAUGGAGGAAGGCAUACAGCUGCCCACCAUUGUUGUUGUGGGAGACCAGUCAUCUGGAAAAUCCAGUGUUCUUGAGUCCCUCGCCGGCAUCAGCCUUCCGCGUGGAUGGGGAAUCAGCACAAGGGUUCCUCUCAUAAUGAGGCUUCAGCACCACUCUGAUCCUGACCCAGAUCUUUCACUGGAGUACAAUGGCCGAGUUGAGCACACUGAUGAGGACAAUAUUUCUGAGGACAUUGUGAAUGCCACCAAUCUGAUUGCUGGGGACUGUAAGGGAAUUUCAGACACCCCAUUGACCUUGUUGGUGAAGAAGAAUGGUGUGCCUGAUUUGACCAUGGUUGACCUCCCUGGAAUCACUAGGGUUCCAGUUCGUGGGAAGCCUCUGAAUAUCGCUGAUCAGAUCAAAGAUAUGAUCAUGAAGUAUAUAAAACCAGAUGAGAGCAUCAUUUUGAAUGUUUUAUCUGCUUCUACUGAUUUUAGCACAUGUGAGUCAAUUAGUAUGUUGCGGAGUGUGGAUAAAACUGGUGAGAGGACUCUGGCUGUGGUUACAAAGGUUGAUAUGGCACCAGAGGGACUGCUGGAUAAGGUUACAGCUGAUGAUGUGCGUAUUGGUCUUGGCUAUGUCUGCGUAAGGAACUUGAUUCGAGAUGAAACGUAUGAGGAGGCGAGGAGUAUUGAGGAUCGAUUAUUUGAUAAGUCUAUGGUUGGGAUUCAGGUUUUGGCUGACAAGUUGGUCCAAAUUCAAGCUGCUAGCAUAGCUAGAAACUUGCCUGAUAUUGUAAAGAAGAUCAAUGACAAGCUGAAUUCUUACCUUUCAGAGCUCAACAAAAUGCCGAAAAAGCUCUCAUCUGUUGCUGAGGCCAUGACUGCUGUUAUGCAGAUCAUUGGAACAUCCAAAGAAUCACUUAAGAAAAUUCUUGUGAGGGGAGAAUUUCAUGAGUUCCUGGAUGACAAACACAUGCAUUGCACGGCUAGGCUUGUUGAGAUGCUCAAUAAGUGCUCAGAUCAGCUUCACGAGUGCAACGAGAGUGACCCCAAAAGUAAUUUCUUAAAGGAGGAGAUUGCAAUUUUAGAGGCGGCAAAAGGUUGUAUAACCCUUCCCAAUUUCAUUCCGCACAAUGCUUUUCUUAUAGUCUUGCAGGGUAAAGUUAAGGGGAUUUCGAGCAUACCUAUUGGGUUUGUUGAGCAGGUUUGGAGUUAUAUUGACGAUGUGGUUUUGUCUGUGUUAAUAAGAAAUACAGAAAACUAUUACCAUGUUCAACUGUCUGCCAGAAGAGCAGGCCAUAAUCUUAUUGAAAAGAUGAAAGAAAGGUCGAUUAAUUGGAUGACGGAGAUAGUGGAAAUGGAGAAACUAACUGAUUAUACAUGUAAUCUGGAAUAUAUAUCUGAAUGGCAAAGGCUCAUGACUGAACAAGAAACAUUCAUCAGAAAGGUCUUGCAUGAAUAUCUGAUACUUGGACCCAACGCUAAGAUAAACAUAAAUUUAGAGGGAAUUGGGGUGGUUGAAGUUGGAGGUCUAAGGAAGUACCCACAUGUCCUAUUGUCUCAAGCUUUUGACUUGAAAAUGCGGAUGACUGCGUAUUGGAAUGUUGUGCUGAGAAGGUUGAUUGAUAUCAUGGCUUUGCAUUUGCAGCUGAGUGUUUCAAACCUUGUGAACAAGGACAUGGAGAUUGAGAUUAUGAAUGAACUACUGGGACCUAACCAUGGUGGUGGGAUUGAGAGGAUGCUGGAGGAACCUCCAUCAAUUGCAGUGAAGCUCCAGAAGCUCAUCAAGAGCAUCAAAAAGCUCAAGGAGUCUAAAGAGGUUGUGUGUAAGAUCAUGGACGACAGGUUUACUCACGCCGAUUACCUUGUGUGAUAGAUAACUAAGGAGUCCAGUUAAAUUAUGGUAUGUUUCGUGUGAAAGAAGGCAUUUUGCCAAUGAUGUGUGGUUGAUCGGUUUGUACUUAAUUAUGGAUGUGCAUUUUGUUUAUCAUGUACCUGGUUGGUUGAUGUUCUUGUGUGGAUGAUCUGUUUCUACUUAAUUAUAAGCACAUUCUGUUUUUGUCUUUUGGGUUGCUAAACCUUCCCAGGCUUGUUCCUGGAAUAGG